CACAUGGGGGAGGGAGCGGUUCACAAAGCUGAAGCACCAGAGUACAUAGAGUGCUUAACAACAACAUGGAAGCAGCCUUAUAUCAUGCGCCUAGCCUUGUCUGCUGGCAUUGGAGGUCUUCUCUUUGGCUAUGACACAGGAGUUAUCUCUGGUGCACUUCUUUACAUUCGAGAUGACUUUCCAUCUGUUGACAAGAAAACAUUUUUCCAGGAAGUAAUCGUGAGCAUGGCAGUAGCAGGAGCAAUAUUUGGUGCUGGAAUUGGUGGAUGGAUGAAUGAUAGGUUUGGAAGAAAAAUGUCAAUUUUGGGAGCAGACAUUUUGUUCUUUGUUGGUGCAAUAGUCAUGGCCUUUGCACCUGGUCCUGGAGUUAUAAUCGUGGGAAGAAUUUUUGUUGGGUUGGGAGUUGGAAUGGCUUCCAUGACUGCACCUCUUUACAUUUCAGAAGCUUCUCCUGCUAGAAUUAGAGGGGCUCUUGUUAGCAUGAAUGGUUUGUUGAUUACAGGAGGACAAUUUUUGUCAUACCUUAUAAAUCUCGCCUUCACAAGGGUCGAUGGAACUUGGCGUUGGAUGCUUGGAGUGGCUGGACUUCCAGCUCUGGUUCAAUUUGUAUUGAUGUUGUCCCUUCCAGAGUCCCCUAGGUGGCUCUACAGACAGAACAAAAAAGAGGAAGCCAUAGACAUUUUGAGGAAACUAUAUCCUGAAGACGAAGUUGACAACGAAGUGGAGGCAUUACGAGCAUCUAUUGAAAAUGAAAUAGCUCAGGAGAGCAGCAUUGGUGAUGGUAAUCUAUUCAGUAAAAUUGGUCGAGCAUGGGGUAAUGUGGUUGUCCGUAGAGGGCUUAUUGCUGGUGUUGGAUUGCAAGUGGCUCAACAGUUUGUUGGAAUCAACAGUGUCAUGUAUUAUAGUCCCACCAUAGUUCAAUUGGCUGGAUAUGCUUCCAAUAAGACAGCUCUGGCUCUCUCUCUUAUUACUUCCGGUCUCAAUGCUGUGGGUACCAUUAUUAGUAUAUUCUUUGUAGAUAGAACUGGGAGGAGGAAGUUGCUGCUUCUCAGUUUGUUUGGAAUCAUUUUUUGGCUCCUCGUGCUAUUUGUUGUGUUCAAUUUAGCUGCUACCCAUGCUCCUGCAGUUAAUAAGUUAGAUUCGACUACCAAAUUUGGUGCAAAUAGUACAUGUCCGAACUACCUUACAGCCUCAGAUGCAUCAACUUGGAAUUGUAUGACUUGCUUGAAAGGAUCUAUAGACUGUGCGUUCUGUGCUAGCGGAGGCAAUCAUCUUCAACCUGGUGCAUGUUUGGCUUCAAACGGUGGAACAAAGAGUUCAUGCAAAGGCAAAUAUGGUGGUGAAUGGUUCACAAGAGGAUGUCCAAGCAGAUUUGGAUUCUUGGCAUUAGUGGGCUUGGGGCUCUACAUUAUCUGUUAUGCACCUGGGAUGGGAACUCUCCCUUGGGUUGUAAACUCAGAGAUAUACCCAUUGAGAUAUAGAGGAUUUUGUGGAGGCAUUGCCGCUGUUGCUAACUGGGUAUCAAACCUCAUCGUUAGUAUAUCAUUCUUGUCUUUAACUCAAGCUCUAGGCUCGGCCUACACGUUUCUCCUGUUUUGUGGUUUUGCUUUCUUGGGUCUAGUGUUCGUCUACUUCAAUGUACCAGAGACCAAAGGUCUGCAAUUUGAGGAGGUCGAGAAAUUGCUAGAGAGAGGUUUCAAGCCUUGGCCUUUCAACAAAGCAUCAGAUGGAGAAAGAAACUCACUUGAGAUGAAACCAGUCAAGUGAAUGAAUAGUACUUUUCUUGUUACUUGUAAGGACCUUAUUACAGUACCUCUUCCAUUUAGUUAUGUUUAUGCAAAUUCCAGUACGAUGUCUAGGUCAACUAUAGUAGUUCUUCUAUCUAUAAAUUGGGGAAUACUGUAAUUAUUUCUUCUAUCUAUAAAUUGGGGAAUACUGUAAUUAUUUCUUCUAUCGAUAAAUUGGGGAAUACUGUAGUUGUUUCUUCUACGUAAGAAUUGGGGAAUACUGGACUUGUAUCUUCUAUCCAUAAAUUGGGAAAUACUGUAAUUGUUUCUUCUAUCUAUAAAUUGGGGAAUACUGUAGUUGUUUCUUCUAUGUAAGAUUUGGGAAAUGCU
Telopea speciosissima is the source of this 2117-nucleotide messenger RNA. RefSeq names its product inositol transporter 4-like. Gene Ontology annotation, biological process: transmembrane transport. The transcript is spliced from 6 exons. NCBI's taxonomy places the organism in Eukaryota, Viridiplantae, Streptophyta, Magnoliopsida, Proteales, Proteaceae. The record is from RefSeq and is a predicted model, not a curated record. Bases 4 to 1767 code for a protein of 587 amino acids. Gene Ontology annotation, molecular function: myo-inositol:proton symporter activity. Gene Ontology annotation, cellular component: membrane.